GUAUUAGGUGAGGAGAAGAGCCUCGGAGAUGAUGAAAUUUGGCUGUCGUCAUUGCUGCAGUACGGGUUCAGCCCCUAACUCCCGGGCACAGACGCUCAGGACCACGGUCUCCGUCACCAUGACAACAACAUCCCCUCCUUCUCCGCACGCGCUGCGCGCACUCCUCUUACGUCGCCUCCCAUUUUUGCAUCCCGGCGUCACCAUCCCCUCCUUCCCCGCACAGAAAGAUACCCACAUAACAACAUCAUUGCAUCAAGAGGAUAUAGCCAAAGACGAAAACGAAACGAAAAAAACAUGGCGCUCAUCCCCUCCCAAGUUUUAAGGGUAGCGAUCCUCCUCUCCUAUUUCUCCAUCCUCUGCAAUUAUAAAGCAGUUGAUAUGCCCGCUCAUCAAACUUACGGCGGUAGCUGGAAGUUUUUAACAUUCAUAGAUCUGGUGAUCCAGACAGUUUUCUUUGGGGUUUGUGUGCUCACUGACCUCUCCAGCCUGCUGACCAAGGGCAGCGAGAACCGGGAACAGGAGCAGCAGCUCCGUAAGCUGAUCAGCCUGAGAGACUGGAUGAUGGCGGUCCUCGCCUUCCCCGUCGGUGUGUUUGUGGUGUUCAUGUUCUGGACGCUGUACCUCUACGACAGAGACCUGGUGUAUCCUCGACUGCUGGACAACUUCAUUCCGCAGUGGCUGAACCACGGAAUGCAUACUACAGUGCUUCCAUUCAUCCUAAUCGAGAUGAGAACAACACACCACAAGUAUCCUAGCAGGUUCUGUGGACUGCUGGCAGUGUGCAGCUUCGCCGUGGGGUAUGUUCUAUGGAUGUGCUGGGUCCAUCACGUCACUGGCGUUUGGGUCUACCCACUGCUGGACCGCAUCGGCCCCCUCGCCAAGGUCACCUUCUUCUCCUCCGUGACUGCCUUGAUUAGCAUCUUCUAUGUCCUCGGGGAGGUCCUCAACAGCUACAUCUGGGACUCCUGGAGAUAUGCUGUGGACUCAGAGAAACCCAAAGCAGACUGAUACCGGGACCAGAGGAUUAAGAAGCCAGCGUUUGACCCCAUUACCCCCGUCCCUCCCCCAAAGAAAACAAAAGCUCUGGAGAUGUAGAAUUGACUCUAUCCACAACAAACCAAAUCAUACGCGAGGUUAGUUGCUGAGAGGAGCUUUCCUUGAUUAUUAAAACUUAAGAAGAGCCAAUCGUUCAGCCGAAGCCUCGCUUCAGAUUCCUGAGUAGAAUCGAAACCCGAGGAUUCGGCGUAAAGAAACGGCGCCGUCAGCACAGCGAGACGAGCUCCUAUAUCACACGAGGGUCUGUCCAUUCCAGCAUUUCUCUUCUCCCAUAAUGUAAUUCCAGUAUGAGCUCCCAAGCAUCAUUUGAGCUACAUUUUCCCCCUAUGUUGGCCAUGUUAGAUUAUUACUUUGCUCCGGGUGUAAUAUUUAUCUUAGGACGCACGGCCGUUCUGGCUGGAGCAGCGAGGGCGUCCUGUGAAACAUGGGACGUGCUUCUCUGGCAGCGCAAAGCUCACCAGCUCAGACUCCAGUUCCCUCGGCGACAGACCGAUGUCUCCCAGCCCCGUAGUGCGUUUCACAGCUGUACUCUGGAACGUGCUGUUCUGGGAGAGCGAGACUGUGAGGACGGGACCCCUUCCAGGCCCAGCCCGCCAUCGCGGCUCCGCGUGAGCGACGUCCCGCCAUUUGUUGUGCCACGCUGUUGAGUUCUUGCUGAGUGGUCUUCCAAUAAAGAGGUCGUUUUCUCUGCCCCGGCUCGGGUCCAGUUGCCGAAUGGGCUCUGAUCUAUCGCCAACCCGACGUGGCUCGUAAAAAGCACGGAUGCAUACACAUGCAUGACAAACCUCUUUUCACACUGUAAGCCCCCCUAAGCUCUGUGUGCUGAAGUCUUGGGCUGGAAAGGAAAAUGUUUAAAGCUAUUUAUCUGGGUGAUAAGAGUGUAUUUGUUGAAGAAGAAAAAAAAAAACCACACAAUUUAACAUUAAAAUAUAUGCAAAUAAUCAGCAACACUAUUAAAAACAACAUUUUUGUGGUCUCCAAA
Molecule: messenger RNA, 2038 nt
Organism: Paramormyrops kingsleyae
Lineage: Eukaryota; Metazoa; Chordata; Actinopteri; Osteoglossiformes; Mormyridae
Gene: aig1
Product: androgen-induced 1 (H. sapiens)
Cellular component (GO): endomembrane system; membrane
Source: RefSeq, a predicted model, not a curated record